AUGAGCUUUGACGAGGAGCAACUUGAUGAUCUUUAUGCGGCCUUUCCUGACCUCCGAACCCAUGGGGCCAUCUCGUCGGAUGAUAUUAGACCUGCACUUGAAAAACUUGGCUGUCCCAUCGCCGGUCACGAGCUCAGAGAAAUUCAGGGGGGACGAGGGCGAGGAGGUGGUCUUUGUGAUAUUAAUGAAUUGCACAAAAUCUACAGGAAGGCUAAAUUUCUGAAAAUCGACUCAAAGAGAAUCCUUAAGGACGCUAUUCUCAAAGGUGUACAAGAAGCAAAGACCUAUGACACGGAAGUGGGUGGAAAGCACACAGUGACGAAGUCAGAGGAGAAGGCUUUUGCGAAUUGGAUAAACAAGCAUCUCCAGGGUGAUCCCGAUUGCGAGGCUCUGGGUCUCAUUCCUAUCAAUCCAGAUGUCGAUGGACAACUCUACGAGCGCUGCAAGAAUGGCAUUAUCCUUGCAAAAAUGAUCAACGUUGCGGUUCCCAACACCAUUGACGAUCGCACCCUUGAGAAAGGUGAAUCCCUCAAGGCCAUUUUCAAGAGAAAUGAAAACUUGACAUUGGUGGUGAAUUCUGCAGCAGCAAUUGGUUGCUGUAUGGUCAACAUUGGCCCAGAGGAUAUCUCGGAGGCUCGAAGACACCUAUUGUGUGGUCUCAUCUGGCAACUAAUUCGUAAGGCCAUUGUGGAUACUAUCACAUUGGCACAGCACAGCGAAUUGGCUUCUCUCCUUUCAUCGGGAGAAACUUUGGAGCAGUUGGCAGCUCUCAAGCCCGAGGAGCUGCUCAUGCUAUGGGUAAACUACCAUCUUACUAACGCUAACAGCGUUCGGCGCCUCACCAACUUUACUACCGAUCUCUGCGACUCGGAGAUAUACGCCACUCUUAUGGAGCAGAUUACUCCACUGGAUCUCCGUUCACAGCUAAUCAGCUCGAAAGUCAUUUUGGAGGAGCCCUCCCUCGAGAAGCGUGCUUAUAUGGUAAUGGAGAAUGCAAGAUUAUUAGACGCAGGAACUCUGCUGGUCCCAGAAGACAUUUACACAGCCAAACCCGGAAGUCACAGUGACAAGCUGAACCUUGGUUUCAUUGCAACUCUAUUCAACAUGUACCCAGGUUUGGAGACUCCUGAAGAUCUCAACAUUCAGCCAGAGACUCUAGAAGAGAAGACCUAUCGAAACUGGAUGAACUCCAUGGGUGUGUCGCCAAUCGUUAGCAACCUUUACAACAACCUUAACGACGGACUCGUACUGCUUCAAUUGAUUGACAUUAUAAGGCCGGGUACAGUUGACUGGAAGCAAGUGACGACAAACUUUGACCCCAAAAGGGAACUCUUUCAGAAACAGACCAACUGCGUUCUUGUGAUCGAUUACUCAAAGGUGAUUGGCAUUAAAGUGGUCAACAUUAGCGGUGAAAACAUUCGCGAAGGAGCGACCAAACAAAUCCUCGGCCUCUGCUUCCAAUUCAUGAGGGCUUAUACUCAUAAGCUGCUUAAGCAGGCAAGCGGAGUAGGCAGCAAUGCGCCAAUCGAAGACUCGGACAUUCUGACAUGGGUGAACGACCGACUGAAGGAAGUGGGUGAGCCACCAAUAAGCGGUUUCCGAGAUAACGCGCUUUCCAACUCACGUCCGAUUGUGGCGGUGCUCGAGAGCAUCUCAAAGAAGGGUGCGUCGCGCAAUAUGCUUACCGAUGACAACUUUGCCAACGCCGUCUACGCCCUCUCCUCCUGUCGCAAGGCUGGGGCUCGUGUCUACGCCCUGCCCGAACACAUCUGCACUUGCAAUCCGAAGAUGAUUAUCACCAUUUUCGCCUGCCUUAUUGUCCUCUCUUACAGCCUCAAAGUCGUUCCUAACCAAUGA
Molecule: messenger RNA, 1857 nt
Organism: Echinococcus granulosus
Lineage: Eukaryota; Metazoa; Platyhelminthes; Cestoda; Cyclophyllidea; Taeniidae
Product: Fimbrin
Exons: 4
Coding region: 1-1857 (618 amino acids)
Biological process (GO): actin filament network formation; actin filament bundle assembly
Cellular component (GO): actin filament bundle; cytoplasm; actin filament
Molecular function (GO): actin filament binding
Source: RefSeq, a predicted model, not a curated record